Clarias gariepinus (North African catfish) is the source of this 4024-nucleotide messenger RNA. RefSeq names its product amyloid beta (A4) precursor protein b (gene appb). Gene Ontology annotation, molecular function: signaling receptor binding; signaling receptor activator activity; heparin binding. The record is from RefSeq and is a predicted model, not a curated record. NCBI's taxonomy places the organism in Eukaryota, Metazoa, Chordata, Actinopteri, Siluriformes, Clariidae. Bases 121 to 2391 code for a protein of 756 amino acids. The transcript has 17 exons. Gene Ontology annotation, biological process: axonogenesis; central nervous system development. Gene Ontology annotation, cellular component: membrane raft; early endosome; Golgi apparatus.
UUGGCGCUAGCGCAGCUGCGCAUCUCGCAGUAUCAUAACGCACCAACAGCAGAGGAAAAGAGAAAGGAGAUUUAUUCCGACUAUUAAACAGCGUUGCGCCACUGCCGUAGGGAUUACAGCAUGCGCGAAAGGACGGCAUUUGUGUUGCUCGUAGCUGCGACUCUGUCGCUUGCUGUCGAGGUGCCAUCAGAUGACUCAGUGGGACUGCUAGCUGAGCCUCAAGUGGCCAUGUUCUGUGGGAAACUCAACAUGCAUAUCAGUGUCCAGAAUGGCAAGUGGGAGCCUGAUCCUACUGGCACCAAGAGCUGCAUCGGAACCAAGGAGGGAAUUCUGCAGUACUGCCAGGAGGUGUAUCCUGACCUGCAGAUCACUAAUGUAGUUGAGGCCAACCAGCCAGUCAGCAUCCAAAACUGGUGCAAGAAGGGCAGACGUCAGUGCCGCAACCACGUACACAUUGUCGUGCCCUACCGCUGCCUGGUCGGUGAGUUUGUGAGUGAUGCCCUUUUGGUUCCUGACAAGUGUAAGUUCCUACACCAGGAGCGGAUGGAUAUGUGUGAGAGCCACCUGCAUUGGCACACUGUGGCCAAAGAGUCAUGUGGUGACCGAUCAAUGAAUCUGCAUGACUUUGGGAUGCUACUGCCAUGUGGUAUUGACCGUUUUCGUGGUGUAGAGUUUGUAUGCUGCCCACUGGAGGAGCAGAGAGACUCUGAGACUGAAGAGCAGGAGGAAGUCAACUCAGACGUCUGGUGGGGAGCCGCUGAGAAUGAAUACACUGACAGCCUGCCCAAACAAGCACCUACAGAACGGCAGGAACUGGAGUCUGCUACUGUGGAUGUAGAUGAAGACUUGGGAGAUGAUGUAGAUGAGGCCUGGGAGAACGAUGAGGAUGGUGACGGUGUGGAAGAUGAUGAGGAAGACGAUGAGGAUGAGGACAUUAUGAACGAACGUGAAACCAGUGAGCAGGCUUCAAAUGUUGCAAUGACGACUACCACUACAACGACCACUGAGUCUAUAGAAGAGGUUGUGCGAGCUGUGUGCUGGGCUCCAGCACGGAAAGGCCCGUGUCGUGCCAAGCUGCCCCGGUGGUACUUUGUAGCCGAGACAGGACGCUGUGCUCCUUUCACCUUCGGGGGCUGCGGAGGCAACCGCAAUAACUUUGAGUCAGAGGAGUACUGCAUGGCAGUGUGCAGCAGCAGCGUGUUGCCCACGAUGGCUCCUAGUCCCCCAGACGCUGUGGGCCGCUACCUAGAGGCUCCUGGAGAUAUUAAUGAACACUCCCACUUCCAGAAAGCUAAAGAGCGCCUGGAGGCCAAACACAGAGAGAGGAUGUCCCAGGUGAUGAGAGAGUGGGAAGAGGCAGAGAGGCAGGUGAAGAGUCUUCCCCGUGCUGAUAAGAAGGCGGUCAUUCAGCAUUUCCAGGAGAAGGUUGAGGCAUUAGAACAGGAAGCAGCCAAUGAGAGGCAGCAGCUGGUAGAGACUCACAUUGCUCGGGUAGAAGCUCUGCUUAAUGAUCGCCGACGUAUGGCACUGGACAGUUUCUUAACUGCGCUGCAGGCUGAUGAGCCCCGGCCUCGCCAGGUGUUUGGUUUGUUCAAAAAGUAUGUGCGUGCUGAGCAGAAGGACAGGCAGCACACACUUAAACAUUUUGAGCAUGUUCGCAUGGUGGACCCUAAGAAAGCAGCCCAGAUUCGUCCUCAGGUGCUAGCUCAUCUGCGUGUCAUUGAAGAGCGCCUGAAUGAAAGUGUGGCCUACCUCUACAAGGUCCCACUAUUGGCCAGUGAAAUCCAGGGUCAAGUGGCAUUGCUUCUGGUGCGUGUGCAAGCCGAGGCCGCUCAGCAGCUCUCCUCUGUUCAGUCUGAUAUGAGGGUGAGUUACGGUAAUGAUGCAUUGAUGCCCCCUGACAGUACCCCAUCUGUGGACUCCAUAGUCGUGGAGCAGGACAACCUGGGGUUUAUCCACCCCGAGAGCUUCAACCAAGCCAACACUGAUAACCAUGUUGAACCUGUAGAUGCCCGUCCAGCUCCAGAUAGGGGACUUCCCACACGACCUGUGUCUGGCCUUAAGCCAGACGAGAUGCCAGAGCUGCGUAUGGACACUGAAGAGAGGCACAGCGCUGGAUAUGAAGUACAUCACCAAAGAUUGGUCUUCUUCGCAGACGAUGUAAGCUCUAAUAAGGGAGCCAUAAUAGGCCUAAUGGUAGGAGGAGUCGUCAUCGCUACCAUCAUUGUUAUCACUCUCAUAAUGCUGAGGAAGAAGCAGUACUCCUCCAUCCACCAUGGCGUCAUAGAGGUUGAUGCCGCGGUGACUCCAGAAGAACGCCACCUCACUAAGAUGCAGCAGAAUGGUUAUGAAAACCCGACCUACAAGUUCUUUGAACAAAUGCAGAACUAAGUCUUUAUUCUCACCCCACACCACUUCCCCUCUCACACCUCUCUAUCAGGACAGUGAACAAAUGCUGAUCCUUCAUCUGCUCUUGUGCUGAUCUUAUGAGAUGAGAGUGGCUUUUAUCACCUGACCAUUUCAUCCAAUCACAUGAGUGUUCAUGUUGUUUGCACAGAAAAGCGAUGCAUCGUUUUUCCUCACCCAGCCAUAUGUCUGUCUGUCCGGACGUCCAUACAUGUCAGUCAAGUCCAAGCACUAAGUAUCUACUUGCAUUUUCACCUAGUCAUUUUCCCAGUCCAUCCAUUUCUCCUCUCUGCUUUAGCUUUGUAUGUGCUCCUUAAUUUUUCAUCUUCUAUGACUUCCCACAAUCCUUCUGUCUUUCCUGGAUAUUCGGACAACAGCUAGGCUGGACUCACGUAUAAAAGACUUUGAAUGCAAAGAUGGCCAGAAGCAAGAAAAAUGUACUCAUCUUUUUGAGCUUUCUAUUAUCAGACAUUUCUAGGCCUAGGUCUAGUUUCUUUUGUUGUUGUUUUUUUUUUCAGAGAAAUAUUUAAAAAAUAAUUUUUAAAAAGAUUAUACAUAUAUAAAUAAUGCUUAAGAUGAUAAAUAUUGAAGUUUGUUUUUUUGUGUGUUGUGUUGAAACAAAGCAGAAAAUAGCUGUACCUAUUUAGUGCAUGGCAAUUAUGACAGAGAGAAGGUUUCUGAUCCACAUGCUGGUAUCACCCUCUCUUAAAGUAGAGAUUAUAACAGGAUUGUACAUUUUAGUGUUUUCUUGUGAUCAUUGUAAUUUUACAGAAUAGCAAAUUCCAAAUGUCUUUAAAGCAGUGUUGAUUCAGAUACAUGCUUUAAAUUAACUCAGUGCUUUUCUUUUAGACUGUUGUAUAAAAUUCGUGCACACACACAGCUGCAUGGUGCUGGAGAAGCUGUAAUAACAUAAUACCUAGCCCAUGUGUUUUGUUGGUAUCCUAUGCAUUCGUUGUGGUUUAUUUUUCAGGGGGUCUUUUACUUUGGCCCUGUUUACUUUCUUUCCAUCUCAGGAGUUAAUAAUAGAAGGAAAGAGUGGACUUAUUCUUUUUGUCCAUGUUUUUGGAAUAGAAAUAUAUUUUCCAUUUACAUUGCAUUGUAUCAGUGACAUUCACAAACAACAAGUAGGAUUGAACCGUUGCUGCUUUUCACAUCUUUCCUGUUUAUCGUCCGCUCACUUUAUCUCUCAGAGGGCCAAAUGGGCAUGUGCUAUUAUAAGAAAGCAUCAGAACUAAAAGGAAGGCCAUAGAAAGGUGGCAUAGAUGAACACCUGAUUUACUACUUAAAUCUCUCAAACCAUUGCCUUACAGGCAUUUCUAGUCUGGAAGUGAUUUCAUCAAAGCGCUACAUUUCAGACUUGUUAAGAUAGACAUGACACUCACUUCCUCCUGUUAUAGAAUAAUGCUGUUAAAUCAGGUGUUCUUUUUAUGCAAAGAUACUCAGAGAUGAAUGUCUUGUGGCAGUGAAGAAAGGCAAGACUCCAUUUUUGUCAAUCUCUCCUUCUUUCCAUGCCUUUUUUUUCCCCUGUAUGCAUCUAUCAAAAUCAUCAGCUAAAACUGGGAAAACAAUGCUUUCUACACUGUAUCCCAUGAAUAAAACGUUUUGAAUGUACAUAGAA